This is a messenger RNA of Balaenoptera musculus (blue whale), 2531 nucleotides long. RefSeq names its product deoxyribonuclease 1 (gene DNASE1). The record is from RefSeq and is a predicted model, not a curated record. Bases 1382 to 2236 code for a protein of 284 amino acids. Gene Ontology annotation, biological process: DNA catabolic process. NCBI's taxonomy places the organism in Eukaryota, Metazoa, Chordata, Mammalia, Artiodactyla, Balaenopteridae. Gene Ontology annotation, cellular component: nucleus. Gene Ontology annotation, molecular function: DNA nuclease activity. The transcript has 11 exons.
CAACGCGCAGGGCGGGACUAGGCGGAGCGUGGCGCCCGAGGGCCAUGUGGCUGCGUUUCUAGGCGGCGUCCGGCAAAGUCUAUUAAGUGUUGAGGAAGACUUGGGUCACAUGUGAAUGGGAGCAGCAAGAUGGCACAGGCUGUGAGGGAGUGACAUGGUGGCAGUCUGGUGUUGGCUCCCCAGCAAAUUUGCAUUUUACCUGCUUUCCGCACUGUGUCAUUUGUGGGCUGAGGCACCUGCGAAGAUCAGUGCCUCCUCACAGGAGCCCAAGUGAGGAAACAGCCGAUCACCAAUGCAUUUGCGUAGGCCUCCUCUAUGGCCUGCUACGACUUCAGCAGUCUUUGGAUGAUGGAGAGCCAGACCGACAAGGACCCGCCUCAGGCCCCUCUGGCCUUGGCCAGAGGACCAGGUGGGAGUGCGCUGGACUGGGCUCAUUCCUGGCAUCCUGAGGUCAUCGCUGCUCCUGCCUGAGGCCCUGUCCCUUGACUGGCGGCUAUGCUUUUAUGCAGGCCCUGGGGAAGAGAGUCUGGAAAGCCAGCCUCACAGGUAAUGAAAACAGACUGCUUCUGGCAAUGGAGUGGCUUAUGGCAGACCAAUGCCUGAUGAGGACUCAAGGAACUGGCCAUAAUUCAGAAGGCAUCUGCUUGUAGGACUGGAGCACUACCCUGGCACCCGCAGCUCAGAGGGGAGCUUGAAGAGGUGAUACCCUGGGAAAGGUCACAGCUGCCUAAACCUUUAAAACCCCAGGUGGGACGAACAUUUCCUGUUGUGAGGAUUUGGAGCUGCAGCAGCUCACAGUUGUGUUUCUUAACACUUUGUGGAUUUUUUGUUAAAGCGGCGAAAGGAGAAAAUUGGUACCGAAGAGUAUCAAUUCUUGAUUCUUGGCAGAAUUCCUGUUGUCUUUGUGAAAGUCAAGUUUCAGGUGAGUGUGCCUGGUGCCCCAAGGGCUGUGUGACCGGUGGCCUGUGGAAGGUGGGUACCAGGCCCAGAAGCCCCGUGGAGUCCCUCUUGGUGACCGUGGCCACCCUGGGAAGAGCCCUGACCAAUCCCGGAGGGGAGGGCGGCUGGAGCGGGGAGGGCGGUGAGCUGGUGCCCCCCCCACAGCGGCAGGGGCUUCCUAGGCUGGCGACCCUCACAGGGGCUCAUCUGCUGGCAGGUGAGGAGUGAGAAGAUCCAGUGCCUGUUACUUGGCGCUUGGUGUCUGGCUCUGCACGCUGGUGAGAGGGCUCAGAGGCUCACCCUGGCCUGCUCGGCAUAGCCCACAAAGACAGGGUUUACUCAGCCUCGGGCUCUACCAGCUCUGCCCAGCUGGACUCAGGGAGGCCAGGGUGCUGAGUCUGCCACCCUCAGGCCCACAUGUGAACAUUUCUCCUGCUUCAGAAUGAGGGGUGCCAGGCUGAUGGGGGUGCUGUUCGCCCUGGCUGCCUUGCUGCAGCAGGCCCUGUCCCUGAGAAUAGCAGCCUUCAACAUCCGGACUUUUGGGGAGACCAAGAUGUCCAAUGCUACCCUCUCCAACUACAUUGUGCAGAUCCUGAGUCGCUAUGAUAUCGCCCUCGUCCAGGAGGUCAGAGACAACCACCUGAUGGCCGUAGGGAGGCUGCUGGACAAACUCAACCAGGAUGACCCAAACACCUAUCACUAUGUGGUCAGUGAGCCGCUGGGACGCAACAGCUAUAAGGAGCGCUACCUGUUCCUGUUCAGACCCGACCAGGUUUCCGUGCUGGACAGCUACCAGUACGAUGAUGGCUGUGAGCCCUGUGGGAAUGACAGCUUCAGCCGAGAGCCAGCUGUGGUCAAGUUCUCCUCCCCCUUCACACAGAUCAAGGAGUUUGCCAUUGUUCCCCUGCACGCGGCCCCAUCGGAUGCGGUGGCUGAGAUCGACUCUCUCUAUGAUGUCUACCUGGAUGUCUGGCAGAAGUGGGACUUGGAGAACAUCAUGUUGAUGGGUGAUUUCAACGCUGGCUGCAGCUACGUGACCCCCUCGCAAUGGUCAUCCAUCCGCCUGCACAAGAGCCCCCACUUCCAGUGGCUGAUUCCUGACACUGCCGACACCACCGUUACAUCCACGCACUGUGCCUAUGACAGGAUCGUGGUUGCAGGACCUCUGCUCCAAGGUGCUGUGGUUCCCAACUCAGCCGCUCCCUUUGACUUCCAAGCUGCAUACGGACUGAGUGACCAGACCGCCCUAGCCAUCAGCGACCAUUACCCGGUGGAGGUGACACUGAAGAGAGCCUGACGUGAGUGAGGCCUGGCCGGCGACCUCCGCUCUGCAGCCUGUUGCCAAGAACUGAGACGACACAGCCAAAGGCUGGGGAUGGAGUUUAGGAAACCAGUGCCUGGUCCUGAGUGCCCCUGCCCCUCCCCACCACCGUGGCAGCUGGAAUUAGAGGAAGGGGACGGAAGGUAGACUUUUCCUCACUGUACCCACUUCCAUUGUAAGCUUGGAGGUUGUGUCACCAGAGCACCCCACCUUCUCAGUCUGGACAAAAAGUCUAAGAAAUACCUUUUAAGUAAAUCUCAUCUCAAAAGCA